Molecule: messenger RNA, 585 nt
Organism: Peniophora sp. CBMAI 1063
Lineage: Eukaryota; Fungi; Basidiomycota; Agaricomycetes; Russulales; Peniophoraceae
Source: the annotation of a GenBank genome assembly
AUGGCGCGCUGCGAAUCUCGCAGCGCGUCUGUUGGCAGUGAACUACCCGUCCUCGCGGCGCGCUCUGGCGGGCUCCCCAGCAAGCUGCCACUUACCUACUCUAGCCACGUCUCCGAGUCAAAUCCCGUCCGCAAAUCUGUCGCUACCGUCGUCGCGUUCCACGUCCAUCGCCACCUGAGACCUACGUCCCCAGCCCGUAAACGCGGGGAGCAAGGUUCAAGCACCGCUCAAGAUGAAGGUGGACCAUCUAAGGCACGGAAGGGCGCCGCCUCAGACGUUGCCGGCUCGACUUCGCGCGACGCAAACAGCGGCAGGAACGGCCGUGGGAACGAUAGUCCGAAGGAUGGUCCGAAGGCAGGCAACAAACCGAAGGAUGGUCCGAAGACGGGCGACAAACCGAACGGAAAUAAGAAAGCAAAUGCGAAGGACAGUGGGAAGAAAGACGGCGGGAAGAAAGACGGCGGGAAGAAAGACGGGAACGGGAAGAAGAGAGGUGAUGAUGCGGACACUGUUGGCGCGACCAACGGCAAGGUAAGGAGAGGCGAUCUGAGGGAACAACUGGGUUCUGCGUCACUGCACUACUGA